AUGGAAGGGUUUGACAUCCGGGACUACUGUGGAGAUGUGAAUUUAGCAGUGACGUCAUCGAUGGAUUUCAUUGAGGCAUCUUCGUCGGCAGUAUCGACAUCGCACUGUUCAAAUACUGAAGUAGCAACUCGAUCUGAUGUUAUGAAGGCCGUGAUUGGUCCGUCGAACAGUGACGCUGCGCUUUCUGUUGCAAGUCUCUUCAAUUUAUUCAAACUUCCUGAAGUGAGCCCCUUGGCAACCAGCACUGAAUUAAGUGACAAACGUUACAGCUAUUUCCUCCGGACUGUGCCCAGCGACAACAGCCAGAUGAUUGCAUUAGCUGAUAUUGUUCAACAUUUCCAGUGGUCUUCUAUCAUCGUUUUAUCCACAGACGACAUAGCGUACGGAAUCAAAGGCAGUGAACUAUUGGUAAAUCAGUUACAAGCUAGAAAUGUUUGCGUCGCCUAUCAAGCGCGUUUCAAUGUUGAAUUCACGGACUCAGAUUUCCAAGAUAUUAUCAAUAAUCUCAGAAAAUUGAGCAAUAUCACAGUGCUGGUGUCAAUAGCUGACGCGGUUGCAAUGGCGAGACUUCUAGAUGUGUUUGCACAAAACGAGAUGUUUGGCUACACUUGGUUAGCAUCCGAGGGAUGGUCGUGGUCACCAAUGUUAGCUGAAGAAAAAUAUUACAAAGUAGUUCAGGGAAUGUUGGGGGUUAGUGUUCCCUUUAACAGCGACUCGGCAUUUAUAGAUUAUCUCCAGAACCUGAAGGUCGUUGAUUGCCAAGAUCCCUUUCUGACACAAUACUGGGAACAAACGCAUAACUGCUAUUUGACAACGCGUUCAAAGAGAGUAAAUGUUUCCGCUUGCACUGGAAAUGAAACUUUUGCCAGCGAUGACCCUUUUCUUCGUGAGGCAUUAGUGUCGUCUGUAAUGGACUCGGUAAAAGUUGUAGCAUAUGGGUUGGAAGCGUGUGGUAUUUCAACCGAUUCUGAAGAUUUGCUAGAAUGCAUGAAAGAAGUCAAUUUUACAAAUGAUGGAAGCUACAGGAUAUUGUUUAAAGAAAAUGGAGACUUAGCUUCCUAUGCUCGGUAUGAUAUCAUUAAUGUUCCAUCUAGCGAUUGCCAACUAUCUUUUACGCCAAAAUUGAUAGGUAGGUGGACGGAAAACAAUGGCCUAUAUAUCAAUGAAUCGACAAUAUUUUGGUCAGCGCCAGAUAGUAAUUGUGAUCAAAUUUGGAAAGGUACGUCUGAUUCUAUAACGCCAAAGUCAUUCUGCAGCGCAGACUGCGAUUUUGGAUAUCGACAACAAAUUGAUCGGGAAAAUAAUUGUUGUUGGGAGUGUAUACCGUGUCUUACUGGAGAAUAUAGUAAUACAACGAACGCCUUGAAAUGCAUUAAAUGCAAAGACGAAGAGAUGACCAACUCUUCAAAAAAUGGUUGCCAAAAGCUUCCGUAUUUCUACUUAACCCCAAAAACUAAUUUUAUCGCCUUGACAAUGUGUAUUGUAGCAUCUGUCGGGUGUAUGUUUACUUUAUGUUUAGUGUUAUUCUACGUUGUUAAACAACGUUCUACAGUUGUGUAUUUUUCAUGCGGAGAAGUGUUUAAGUUUCCUCUUCUAGUCAGUAUUAUCUGUUGUUUUUUUUUCUCGACGUUUUCUUUUACACCUACUACGCCUCUCUCCUGUGCUGUCAGUGCCAUCAUCCAAUUGUUGCCAAUAAUCCUAAGUCAAAUAAAUCUCAUGUGCAUGUGUCUUGUUCAUAGACGAAAUUCAGAAAAUGAAAAGCAGUACAGUGCAUGGAUAUUGCUAAUAAUUAUAUUGUCAUAUUUUUGCCUGAUGGGGAUCGGAUUUAUAAUUAAAAAUCCAAAUUUAGCGAAAGAGCCAGAUCCUGUGAACUCAGUUUUGAGCAUUGGAUGUUUGUUCACAGGGAUGAUCAACUGCUACACCUUGGCAAUUUUUUACAUAAUGACCCUGGACACCGUCGGUAUAAUAUUCUCUUAUCGCAUCAGAACCAAAGAAGGAAAUUUUAACGAAGCUAAGUUUAUAUUUUAUACUUUCAUAUCACAUGCUAUGCUGUGGAUUGCGAUCCUACUAGUGUAUAUUGUGGUGGGUAACCAUACGCAUAGUAAACAACUUACAAUCGCAUGCGGGAUGAUUUGUUCAGCGUACGUUGUUCUAGCGUGUAUUUUUGUUCCUAAAUUACAUGCAUAUAACCGAAAAGCAGAGGCACGGACGAUUGUAAAACAUACGAAAUGUAGAAAGAAGUUUCGAAGGAGAAGGAAUGCUUUAAAUGACAGUCAUAUUUGGAGCGAAGUAAGUCAGAAUAGCUAUAAAGUUUUCCAGCUCAGAAUCAAAACUGCUUAA
Messenger RNA from Anneissia japonica, 2340 nucleotides. RefSeq names its product extracellular calcium-sensing receptor-like. Gene Ontology annotation, cellular component: membrane. The transcript is spliced from 6 exons. The record is from RefSeq and is a predicted model, not a curated record. Gene Ontology annotation, molecular function: group II metabotropic glutamate receptor activity. Gene Ontology annotation, biological process: G protein-coupled glutamate receptor signaling pathway; regulation of synaptic transmission, glutamatergic. Bases 1 to 2340 code for a protein of 779 amino acids. NCBI's taxonomy places the organism in Eukaryota, Metazoa, Echinodermata, Crinoidea, Comatulida, Comatulidae.